Dufourea novaeangliae is the source of this 1264-nucleotide messenger RNA. RefSeq lists its product as uncharacterized. Bases 133 to 951 code for a protein of 272 amino acids. The transcript has 8 exons. The record is from RefSeq and is a predicted model, not a curated record. Lineage: Eukaryota; Metazoa; Arthropoda; Insecta; Hymenoptera; Halictidae.
CGUACCGACGCCCGGUAUACUAGUCCACAUUUUUGGCGGCAGCCGCCCAGUCUAAGGUCCAAACCCCGAACCGAACGGUCGUCCGAAAUACUUAGCGAACGAGUGUGGUUAACAGUUCAGUAGAGCGGCAAAAUGGACGCGCGCUUUAGAAGCAAUCUCGACAUGAUCGGGCGUAACGAGCCCAUCACAAGGAAAGCCAAAUUCUGGCAAAGCUAUGUCCGAGCCUUAAAAGGCACCGACGACAUCAGAGCCCCCGAACACACGCACAGACCCAGAGGCAUUUUCCGUUCGGACUACCCUGAGCUGUCCACCUCGUGGCCGUUUGGAAAGUCAAUCUUCGAAAACCCAAUUCACGCAGCCGAUCGCAUCAACGUUCCUGGAUACAGGUACCUGCCCGUCCACCGUGAGAUUUACGGUUACUCACCGAGGCAGAUCUAUCCGCACCAAUACAAACCUGUAGAACGCUUCACCCCCGCGAAACCGUUCGACCCUGAGCAAGCUUGGACCGAUCAUCUGAACCGUUUGGCAGACAUCGACAAAAUGUAUCCGAGUAAAUCGCCAUUGCUGGCUCGGCAUAUAAGCCCGCCGCUCAGUACGAAACGAUUGUUCGACAUCUACGGUAACCUGUUGAACGAUUACUUACCCUCGUUACCGUCGUUGCUUCGCAAGAGACCGUUGUUCGAUCUCCUUGAGCCAUCACCAAUGGCACCUGUCAGUGCGUUCACCAGAGACCCAUGGUGGUACCCGAGCUACGCUCCUUACAUCCCCAGCUAUGCUCAGAGGAGCACUCCUUUCUUCCUGAGGGACAGUUACCUCAGUCCUGUAAAGCGUAGCUACCUGUGGAGCCGACAUCCAAUCAGGCCAUUUGGAUCGUUAUACUACUAUUAUUCGCAGCCAGUUCCAGUAUUUCACUUUACCCGCCCAUGGUACAAUAAACGUACCACAUAUUAAGAAAAAAAAACUCACGCCUACUGAUGACCGUGUCGCCCCGCAUGGAACGCGUGUGAUACGGCAACAACCGACGAAAAAAAUCAAAUAAAAUCAUGAAAAAAGAAUACCAAAAAAAAAACAUAUGAAAGAGUAUUAUUCGCAUCGUAUCCCGAAGAACCGUACGGCGUCUGUCGCCUGGCUAUUUGUCUUUUCUUUCUCACAACGCGCAUCGUCGUCCACAGAGUUUUAUUUAUUAACAAUACUGGCCACCAUGGUUUACUGUACUCUUCAUUCGUGCUGUCUACGAAUAAAAUAAAACACUGCCCAAAUUUUA